Electrophorus electricus (electric eel) is the source of this 2763-nucleotide messenger RNA. It is a transcript of the gene gabrg1, whose product is annotated as gamma-aminobutyric acid type A receptor subunit gamma1. The record is from RefSeq and is a predicted model, not a curated record. Gene Ontology annotation, biological process: chloride transport; monoatomic ion transmembrane transport; gamma-aminobutyric acid signaling pathway. Lineage: Eukaryota; Metazoa; Chordata; Actinopteri; Gymnotiformes; Gymnotidae. Gene Ontology annotation, molecular function: GABA-A receptor activity; extracellular ligand-gated monoatomic ion channel activity. Gene Ontology annotation, cellular component: membrane.
GUACAGACACAUCGCGCGCCACAUACUGUACAGAGAUUUUCGUCUCCCUCUUUUCGAUCGUUCCACUGGAUCGCAGCGCCAUAGGCUGAAUAAUUUCCAAGGCCGUUUUGUUCUGAUUGAGAGUGUAUUUUCGCCAUGGUUAUGCUGCAUCGCCGCCGGAGGAAAGAGACGCUGGUCUGGCUGUUGCCUGGGUUGCUUGGGGUCUGCAUGGCUUUAGAGCCCAGUAAAACCGAAGAGGAAGAUUAUGAGGACGUUCCCAUAAACAAAACUUGGGUUUUAUCGCCAAAGGUUUACGAAAGCGACGUCACCCUCAUCCUGAAUAAAUUACUGCAGGGCUAUGACAACAAACUGCGGCCAGACAUUGGAGUAAGACCCACUGUGAUUGAGACGGCAGUGUAUGUGAACAGCAUCGGCCCAGUGGACCCCAUCAACAUGGAGUACACAAUAGACAUCUUCUUCGCUCAGACGUGGUAUGACAGUCGCCUUAAGUUCAACAGCUCCAUGAAGCUCCUCAUGCUAAACAGCAACAUGGUAGGAAAGAUCUGGAUCCCCGAUACAUUUUUCCGCAAUUCCCGCAAAUCUGACGCCCACUGGAUCACCACGCCCAAUCGCCUUCUGCGCCUUUGGAGCAAUGGACGUGUGAUGUAUACCCUGAGGUUGACUAUUAAUGCGGAAUGCUACCUUAAGCUGCAUAACUUUCCUAUGGAUGAACAUUCGUGUCCUCUGGAGUUUUCAAGCUAUGGAUACCCAAAGAAUGAGAUUCAGUAUAGAUGGCAGCGACGUGCUGUUGAGGUAGCAGAUCAGAGAUACUGGAGACUUUACCAGUUCGCCUUUAUUGGACUGCGGAACACUUCGGACGUGGCAAAUACUCAGUCUGGAGAAUACGUGAUUAUGACGAUCUUCUUUGACCUCAGCCGGAGAAUGGGCUACUUCACCAUCCAGACCUACAUCCCCUGCAGUAUGAUAGUAGUGCUCUCCUGGGUGUCCUUCUGGAUCAACAAGGAUGCAGUUCCUGCCAGAACGUCUUUAGGUAUCACCACCGUACUUACCAUGACAACCCUCAGCACCAUAUCCAGGAAGUCAUUACCCAAAGUGUCAUACGUGACGGCUAUGGAUCUGUUUGUGUCCGUUUGCUUCAUCUUUACCUUCGCUGCUCUUAUGGAGUACGGGACGCUGCACUACUUCACCAGCAAUCGGCAGGACAAGAAGACCAAGAGCAAUAGUGCACCGAAAUCGAGCAUGAUGAACAUCAGGCCAGGGACAUCUCUCCUCCAGAUGAACAACAUCGCCCCCUACCAUGAGGAUGACGAUUACGCCUAUGAGUGUUUAGAUGGGAAAGACUGCACAAGCUUUUUCUGCUGUUUCGAUGACUGCCGCUCAGGGGCGUGGCGUGAGAACAGGAUGCAUGUCCACGUGUCCAAAAUCGACUCCUACUCACGAAUAUUCUUCCCAACUGCUUUCGGCCUCUUCAAUCUCGUGUAUUGGAUCGGGUACCUGUAUCUAUAAAAUUAAUACAGGAGAGAGAUGGACUGAUUUAAAAUAUAAAAUAUGUGUGAAAAACCACUUGUUAAUUCUCCAUCCUCUUGAUACAGUAUUUGAGCAGUUAGGAGCCUCAGGGUGAGAAUGUGUUUAUGAAGAAAAGAAAUGAGAGGUGCAUGUGACAUAUUAGAGAUAUUAUAUUGCCAUAUUGCAGUUUACUAAAUAUUACCAGCAGAAACCUUCAAAUGUUCUGGAAGACUGACAAGGUGAUGUAAAGAUGAUGUUAAGGUGAUGUUAAAGACUAUUAUGUUCUUGUUCCAUUGCAGAGAGCGGCGUGCCAAACAAAUGAAUCUUACAUAGUUACCUUGCUUAGUGCAAAAACAUAUACAAGCUAUUUAUAGUGCAAUGAAAGCUAUAAUUUUAAAUAUUCUUGCACUGUCACAGCUAAGGCACAUCUAAAACAUUUUUCCACCCUGUUUUGUGGGAAAAAAAUAUUAAAACAUUUUCAAUCUUCAAGCAUAAUAAAUAGAUCCUAAAGAUAGUAAUAGCUUCUUAAAUGCAUUUAACAAGAAAUUUCAAAGAAUUAACAUAUUCACUAAUAAUAGCUCUUUAGAUGUAGGACUUUAACCAAUUUUUAUUAUAAAGAUGCUAGUAUAAUUACAUGCUUAUAUUCAUAAUAUUCAGCUUCCUUGCGCCUUAUCAAACCAAAGCAUAAGUAGUCAGAGCAUAAGGUUAUGUGAAAUAGAUUUUGAUGUGUUUAACUUUAAGCCAUUUUAUUGGAAUUAGCCUACGCCACUUGAAAAUGUGGUUAAUUCUCAGACUGUAAUAACUGACAUGGAAGAAUCUCUCAUGUUGCACUGGUCUGAUGUGUCUAUCACUUGUUUAUAUAUACCUGCUGCAGGUAGUUUAUGUUACACUUUUCAGUUGAGGCUAUGCAUAAAAGUGGCUCGGCGGGUAAUGAAUCCAAAUAGUCUACUUUGGGGAGCAAGUCUGGUCUUUCAGUCUGAUCCAACUCUGUCGGCAUGUCAGGAGCGCGUACUGUCAGCCAAGCCAGCACACCAGUUCAUAAUUCACAAUUGUCAUCUUAUAACGAAGCCAUUGAUGCCUUUUUUAGAGUUAACUCUUGGUUAGGCCAGUCUGCAUCUUUUGUUGGUUCCAUGGUUGGGCAAUAUGUUAAAUGUGGAACAUUGUAAGCAUGACACUCUUCUCAAGAUGAUGAUCUUAUCGUGUUAUUGUGCAAUUCUAACUUAGUCAUCAGUAAUCAUAUAGUUGUAUAAAAGCAGU